AUUUUGCCAAGAAAAUGAUCCCGCUAAAAAUAUUCACCGCAAUUAAAUAAAUAUGGUAAAGAUUAAAAAAAUUAAUAAUUUGUGUUACAUAAUUACGUAAUCAAGAUUUACCUUACUUAUCAAUGAUUAUCGGAACAAAGAAGCCGUGAAUCAGAGGAUAAUUGUUACACGAGAAUUCUUUAAAUACUCGUAAUUUUUUUAAAUUUGAUUAAUUGAUUAAUUGGUUGAAUGACAACAUACUGACCUCAAAUAAUUUAAAAAAGGAAUUGAUCUACCCGCCUUUUUUUUUUUUUAAUUACAAAAAAAUUGGUUAUGAUAAACAAAUUUAAACAUGUUCUUAAAUACAAAAUCUCCAGUUCAACUUAUAAAACAUAGGAUAAAGAGUUUUAAACAUGAAGAUGUUAAUAUUAAUAAUAAAUUUCAAGGAUUUGAAUUUAAAGAAUUUUCAGAAUUUUCAGAAUCUCAAAAUCAUAUUAUGCAAAAACUUCCAUCAAAUUGUUUUGAAGAAAUUUUAGAUUCAAUGGAUAAUGAUAGAAAUACUUUAUUCUCAUGUGCUUUAGUAAAUCGACAUUGGUGUAGAUUAUCGAUACCGUUAUUAUGGCGUCGACCAUUUGAAUAUGGAUAUCCAAAAGAUUUUGGUUUAAAAUUAUUAAAAAUUUAUAUUAGUUUUUUAGCAGUAGAAGAAAAAGAAUUAUUAAGAGCUCAAGAUAUUAAAGUACCAGAUAAUAUUAAUAACAGUAACAGUAAUAAUAAUAAAUUAUUAUUUGAAUAUCCAAAAUAUAUUCAAUAUUUUGAUAUAAAUAAUUUUAUUUAUGCAAUAAAAUUAUGGAUAUUUAAUAAUAAUAAUAAUAAGAAAGUUUAUGAUCCAAAUAAAUUGGAACAAAAAAUUCAUUUACUUGCAAGAUUAUUGGGAAAUUUAUUUUGUAAAUAUUCUAAUGGAUUUAAAUUAAUCAAUUAUCAAAAUAAUAAUGAUAUCAAAUAUACUGAUAUUACUUCAUAUAAUGGAAUUGAAUCAGUAUUACAUAAAUUAAAUGAAUUCAAAUUUCAAAAUUUUAAUAUAAUUGAGGAAUAUUAUUUAUCAUGGAAUAAUUUAUUUAAUAAUUUAUCUGAAUAUACUUAUAAUAUUCAACAUUUAUCUAUUCAUAUUUAUAAAAAUAAUAGAUAUGAAUAUUCUGAUAUUGAUGAUUCAAUAAUUAAAUUAAUUCAAGCUCAAAAAAAUUUAGAAUAUUUAUCUUUAAGUAAUUUUUGGGGGGAUUCUUCGAAAUUUUAUUCUGCUUUAGAAGAUCAUAAUAAUUCUUUAACUUAUUUACGUUUUGAAGGUUUAUCUGACGUAAUUUUAUUAAUUAAAUUUUUAAAUACUUGUAGAAAUUUAAUUACUUUGGAUUUAUUUCAAAGUACUAAAGGUGAUGAUUUUGAACAUAAUUUAAAUCUUAGUACUUUACCUAAUCCUGAUUUUAAUCUUAACGUUAAAAAUUUUUAUUAUAAUUUUAAUGAUACAAAUAUUCCUACUUUAAUUUAUUUUCUUAAAUUAAUUGGUAGAAAUUUAAAAAUUUUUUCUUCUACUUUAUAUAAAGUUCCUAUUCCCGUUCUUAUUACUUUAAAAAAUUUUAAUCCAAAUAUUACUCAUCUUUCUUUAAAUAUUUCUAAUGAUUUAUUGGAAAUUUUUAGUAAUUUAUUAAAAAAUUUAUCUUUAAAAUAUUUAUUUUUAAAUGCUUCAAAAUAUUUUAAAUUAUCUUUAGAUAAUAUUAUUAAAUUAGCUGAAUCCCUUCCUACUUCUUUAAUUUAUUUAGAUAUUAAUUUUUUUUUAACUUCAAAAGAAUUUGAAUUUUUAUUAAUGAAAUCUAAUUCUAAUUUUAUUACUAUUGCUUUUCAUAAUAUUUUUGAAAAUCAUAAAGAUUAUUUGAAAAUUAUGGUGGAUCAUGUUAUUAUUAAUGAUUUUACUUCUUUAAGAGAGAUUAGAUUUCAAAAGGAUUUUUUUAAUAGGGAUCAUAUUGAAAAUUUUCAAAGGUGGUUAAAUGAUGAAUUAAAUUAUGUUAUCGAUAAUUAUAGUAGUAGUGGUAAUGGUAAUAAUAUAUUAAAAGAAUUAAAAGUUAGCGAAAUUAAACCUUAUAAUAAGAAUUUUAAUUCUUAUUGGUAUAAAUGGGAGGAAUAUUGAGGAUUAUUGGAUUAAUGGUGACAGCGUUUGAAGAUGUAUAUUUUUUUUUAAUACAACAUAUUUAAAUAUUAUAUAAUAUAUCAAACUAUUUGUAUCGUGAUUAUACGAUUUUAUUGGAUUGUAUUCACUUUUUUUAUAA
Messenger RNA from Rhizophagus irregularis DAOM 181602=DAOM 197198, 2294 nucleotides. RefSeq lists its product as uncharacterized. The record is from RefSeq and is a predicted model, not a curated record. Lineage: Eukaryota; Fungi; Glomeromycota; Glomeromycetes; Glomerales; Glomeraceae. Gene Ontology annotation, molecular function: protein binding.